Myripristis murdjan (pinecone soldierfish) is the source of this 3323-nucleotide messenger RNA. It is a transcript of the gene hspa4b, whose product is annotated as heat shock protein 4b. Gene Ontology annotation, cellular component: cytosol; nucleus. Bases 209 to 2743 code for a protein of 844 amino acids. NCBI's taxonomy places the organism in Eukaryota, Metazoa, Chordata, Actinopteri, Holocentriformes, Holocentridae. Gene Ontology annotation, biological process: protein folding. Gene Ontology annotation, molecular function: ATP-dependent protein folding chaperone; ATP binding. The transcript is spliced from 19 exons. The record is from RefSeq and is a predicted model, not a curated record.
GAGUGUGUGAGUGUGUAUGUGUGUGUCCGCUGCCACACGCGUCAGCCGGCUUGCCAAUCCGCUGCGGGCAACACAGGUUCAUGGAACAAGGGUGGGACGGCGUCUGUGAAUUAAAACAACACGACUAGCUGUACUUUUUUUCCGCACUUGGUGUUUUUUAAGCUCCCGGUCGUAACUAACUGUGCACUUAAAUCCGCGAGUAGUGAAGAUGUCUGUGGUCGGGUUUGACGUCGGGUUUUUGAACUGCUAUGUAGCGGUAGCCAGAGCCGGAGGGAUUGAAACUGUCGCAAAUGAAUAUAGCGACCGAUGUACACCAGCAUGUGUUUCUUUUGGACCCCGGAAUCGAUCAAUCGGUGCUGCUGCAAAAAGCCAGGUCGUCACAAACUGCAAAAACACAGUCCAAGGGUUCAAGAGAUUUCAUGGAAGGGCGUUCUCAGAUCCAUUUGUCCAACACCUUAAAUCCAGCUUGGUUUAUGAUCUUGCACAAAUGCCUACAGGGACAAUAGGCAUCAAGGUUAUGUACAUGGAGGAGGAGAAGGUGUUCAGCAUUGAGCAGGUCACCGCCAUGCUGCUGACCAAGCUGAAGGAGACAGCAGAAGGCGCACUGAAGAAGCCUGUGGCCGACUGUGUGGUGUCUGUUCCCUGCUACUACUCUGAUGCUGAGAGGAGAUCAGUAGUGGAUGCAGCCCAGAUCGCCGGACUCAACUGCCUGAGGCUCAUGAAUGAGACGACUGCAGUGGCGUUGGCAUAUGGAAUUUACAAACAGGACCUUCCUCCCCCCGAGGAGAAGGCCAGGAAUGUGGUGUUUGUCGACUUGGGCCAUUCUGGAUACCAGACCUCAGUGUGUGCCUUCAAUAAGGGCAAGCUCAAGGUCCUUGCUACAGCCUGCGACCCAGAGCUUGGAGGGAAGGACUUUGACGAGGCGCUGGUCAGGCAUUUCUGCGAGGAGUUUUCCAAGAAGUACAAGCUUGAUGUCAAGUCCAAGCCCAGGGCUCUGGUACGGCUCUACCAGGAGUGUGAAAAAUUGAAAAAACUGAUGAGUGCCAACUCCUCUGACCUGCCGCUUAACAUCGAGUGCUUCAUGAACGACAUUGAUGUGUCUGGAAAACUUAACAGGGCUGACUUUGAAGAGAUGUGUGCUGAUGUUUUGGCCAGAGUGGAGGCUCCCUUGCAGAGUCUGAUGGAAAAUACCAAACUCAAGAAGGAGGACAUCUAUGCAGUAGAGAUAGUGGGUGGUGCCUCCAGGAUCCCGGCCGUUAAGGAGAGAAUCAGCAAAUUCUUUGGGAAGGAGCUGAGCACCACCCUGAAUGCCGAUGAGGCUGUAGCCAGAGGAUGUGCUCUGCAGUGUGCCAUACUGUCACCUGCCUUCAAAGUUCGUGAAUUCUCCAUCACAGACGUAGUUCCCUACCCAAUUUCUUUGAAGUGGAAUUCUGCUGCAGAAGAAGGUUUGAGUGAUUGUGAGGUGUUUCCAAAGAAUCACGCAGCACCGUUUUCCAAAGUGCUGACCUUCUACCGAAAAGAACCCUUCUCUCUGGAGGCCUACUACAACUGCCCCAAAGAGCUGCCCUACCCCGACCCCACCAUUGGCCAAUUUCUGAUCCAAAAGGUUGUCCCACAGGCAUCUGGGGAGAGCUCCAAGGUCAAGGUGAAAGUACGUGUGAACAUCCACGGCAUCUUCAGUGUGUCCAGUGCCUCCCUUGUGGAAGUGCAGAAGUCCGACGAAACGGAGGAACCCAUGGAAACAGAACAGACAAAUGACAAAGAUGGGGAGAGCAAAAUGCAGACUGAUCAGGAUGAGCAGAAGGGCCAGGUAGAUGGGCAGAAGGAAACAGAAGAGAAGACAUCACCUGAGAAUGAAGAGAUGGAAACUUCCACAGAGGGUAAAGCUGAGAAGAAGUCUGACCAGCCUCCACAAGCCAAAAAGCCCAAAGUGAAAACAAAAGUGCUGGAGCUUCCAAUCGAAAACAGUCCACAGUGGCAACUAGCAGAUGAUAUGCUUAAUCUUUUUGUAGAAAAUGAGGGCAAGAUGAUCAUGCAGGACAAGCUGGAGAAAGAGAGGAAUGAUGCCAAGAAUAAUGUAGAAGAGUACGUUUAUGACAUGAGGGACAAACUACAUGGGAUGCUGGAGAGAUUCGUCAGUGAAUCUGACCGAGAUGCUCUAUCAUUAAAACUGGAGGAUACUGAAAACUGGCUGUAUGAAGACGGAGAGGACCAACCCAAACAGGUGUACAUUGACAAACUGGCAGAGAUUAAGAAAUUUGGCCAGCCCAUCCAGGAGAGGUAUAUGGAAGCUGAAGAGAGACCUAAAGCGUUCGAGGAGAUGGGAAAACAAAUCCAGCAGUACAUGAAAGUUGUCGAAGCAUUCAAAACAAAGGAGGAACAGUACGAUCACCUGGAUGAAGCAGAUGUCAACAAAGUGGACAAGCUGGCCAGUGAGACCAUGAUCUGGAUGAACAGUGCCAUGAACCAGCAAAGCAAACAGAGUCUGACAGUGGAUCCCUCUGUCAAAGUCAAAGAUAUUCGGGCAAAAACAAGGGAGCUGUACACUGCUUGUAACCACAUUGUGACCAAGCCCAAGCCCAAGGUGGAGCUUCCCAAGGAUGACAAGCCUGCAGAGCAGAACGGGCCCGUCAACGGACAGGAGCCAGCCCAGGACGACACUGCAGAUAAAGGAUCAGCUGAGAACCCGGGAAACCCCUCCUCAGAAGUCACAGACAACAAGCCUGACAUGGACCUUGAUUAAAGCAGGAACCCACAACUCCACCCUCAAGACCCCCCCACGGCUGUGCCUCAGUCUGAACCAAGUGCACCCUUCUUCACCUCAGUGUCAUCAACUUCCCCUUGCAGAUGACAUGAUGGAGAGAGAGAGCAGUUAUAGCUUUUUUUUCUUUCUUUCUUUUUUUUUUUUUUUUAGGAAACACCUGUCAUAUUAGACAGCCAAAAAGCGAUACUGCUGCCUCCUCCUGGAGGUUCAAGAGUUCUCCUGUGGAAUCAGAUAACACAGAUGAACGGGAGCUGUUUGUUUUCAGAUUGAGAUGCAGCCUGGGUGCAUCCGAGCUGGUGAAGUGUCUCAAGAACUCACUCCACGGUCAAAAGCAGGCAGGAUGUUCAGCACACUGAUCCCAGCUCCCAGUGGAGUCUUUACGAUGCCAUAGCAUGCCCUUUGUUUCUUGCUGAAAUAAAAUCAAAUGGAAAGCCAACUGCAAUAAGCCUGUUGUUUGACAAUGAGCGCUGUACACAUGAUGGUAUUUAUUUCUGUUGUGUGCCCUUUAAGUGUUCUGGUCUGUGUCAAGAUAUGGUUUUAAUAAAGUUGUUGAAAAUCA